AUGCAUCUCCUAUUCUCCCUCCUGCUCGGCUUCCUCGCCUUGGCCGCCGUCUCCGCCACUCGGUUGAUCGAAUCCAAGGCCCUGACCAUCUGCCAGGACAGCCAGAACUUCACCGCAACCUACUUCAAUGUCGUCUUCACCCCCGAUAACCGAACCCUCGCCUUCAGUUUCGAUGGCGUCGCCACCAUCUCCGGUCUGGUCACCGCCGACCUCAUCCUCAGCGUGUACGGCUAUUCGACCCCGAAGAAGACCAUCGACCCCUGCAAGAUCGACAAGAUGAAGGGCUUUUGUCCCAUGAGCGCCGGCCCCAUUGAUCUCCCCACCUCCGCCAUCGCCAUCGGCGAGGAUGUCGUCAAGCAGAUCCCAGGCAUCGCCUACACCGUUCCCGACCUCGACGCCACCGUGCGCAUCUACAUCAACUCCACCGAGACCAAACAGAGCAUCACCUGCGUCGAGGCGCGCCUCUCCAACGAUCGCACCGUCUACCAGGCCGGCGUGGGCUGGUCCACCGCCGUCAUCUCGGGGCUCGGAUUCGCCGCCUCCGCCCUGACCUCCACGCGGGGCCAUUCGAAUGCCGCCGCCCAUCUGGCGGGGAACACCCUGGCGCUCUUCAGCCUGGUGCAGUCGCAGGCCAUGUUCGGCAUGCUGGCCGUGCACAUGCCGCCCAUCGUGCAGGCCUGGACGCAGAACUUCCAGUGGAGCAUGGGCGUCAUCCACGUGAACGUCGUGCAGGACAUCGCCACCUGGUACCAGCGCGCCACGGGCGGCUCGCCGGCGAUGCUGCUCUUGGAACUCUCGACCACGUCGGUGAACGUGCUGCGGAAACGGUCGGCCGACCCGGACCCGCCGCGCAAUGUCAUCGUCCGCGGGAUCAGCCGCGUGGGCUUGAAGGCCGCCAUCGAGCAGACCAACCUGUUCCUGACCAGCAUCAUCAUCUUCACCUUCUUCGCCCUGGUCGUGCUGGUCGUCGUCGGGGCGACGAAGCUGGUCUGCACCGUGUUGGCGAAGCAAGGGCGCAUCGCCUCCAGUCCCGGCUGGGCGCUGUUCGUCGCCGAAUGGGACGUCGUCGCGCGCGGGAUCCUGUACCGGCUCAUGUUCGUCGGCUUCGCGCCGCUGUCCAUCUUCUGCCUGUGGGAGUGGACGCAGCACGACUCGCCCGCCGAGAUCGUCGUCGCCGCCGUCGUGUUCGCCACCGUCCUCGGCGCGCUGGGCUGGGCCGCCGUGCGCAUCCUCCUGCGGAUGCAGCGAUCCACCUCGAUGCACCGCAAUCCGGCGUACGUGCUGUACGCCGACGCCGCCUGCCUGAACCGCUGGGGGUUCCUGUACGUGCAGUACCGCGCCACGGCGGCCGAGUUUGUCCUGGUCGCGAUCGGCUACCUGCUGGUCAAGGCGCUGUUCAUCAGCCUGGCGCAGUCGGCCCCGAUCGUGCAGACGGUCGCGCUGCUCGUGCUGGAAGGCCUGAUGCUCAUCGGCGUGAGUGUCAUGCGGCCGUGGAUGGACAAGCGCACCAACGCCUUCAACAUCGCCAUUGCCGCCCUCAACUUCCUCAACGCCAUCUUCCUCCUCUUCUUCUCCGGCGUGUUUGACCAGCCGGGCAUCGUGUCGGGCGUGAUGGGCGUGUGUUAUUUCGUGCUCAACGCCGCGCUGACGCUCGUGCUGAUGCUGCUCGUCAUCGUCGCGUCCGUCUGGGCGGUCGUCUCGAAGAGCCCGGACACGCACUACAAGCCCAUGCAGGAUGAUCGGGGGUCGUUCAUCCACUCGCAGGUGCGGCUGGGGACCGAGCUGGACGAGCUGGGAGCUGCGGCCAGGGGGGAGAUGAGUAUGAUCAGCCACCCGGUCAAGUCGUGA
This is a messenger RNA of Aspergillus clavatus NRRL 1, 1848 nucleotides long. RefSeq names its product transient receptor potential ion channel family protein. The coding region runs from base 1 to 1848 and encodes 615 amino acids. Gene Ontology annotation, biological process: transmembrane transport; fungal-type cell wall biogenesis. The transcript is spliced from 2 exons. The record is from RefSeq and is a predicted model, not a curated record. NCBI's taxonomy places the organism in Eukaryota, Fungi, Ascomycota, Eurotiomycetes, Eurotiales, Aspergillaceae.